Rotaria socialis is the source of this 699-nucleotide messenger RNA. The record is from the annotation of a GenBank genome assembly. Lineage: Eukaryota; Metazoa; Rotifera; Eurotatoria; Philodinida; Philodinidae.
AUGCAUCUGUCUACAGUGUUAUUUGCUAUUUUUGUAGCGCUCUAUUGCGCUAAUGUUGUAUCCGCAAGUGAAUAUGGCAUCAGCUGUCAAUGCUCAUGCUGCUCUUUAAAGAAAAGAAACGCAUGUACGCCAAUCAAUGCCGAUGCCGUCAGAAUAGAUACUACUGAAUGUGACAAUACCAAGUGUAUCAACGCUUGCAAAGCGCAGUAUCCAUCUUGUGAAACCGCUCGAGGUUUAAUAAUGCAGUCUACAUGCAAAUAUUUAGAAGCAGAAGCAACAUCGGCACCCACAACAGUUACAACAACUUUAAGUACAACUACUACUACGGUAAGCUCAAUUACCAGCACGGCUGCAAGUUCCAGCACUACUGGAAGUUCGAGCACUACUGGAAGCUCGAGCACUACUGGAAGCUCAAGCUCCACCACAUCAGGAGGCUCAAGCUCCACCACAUCAGGAGGCUCAAGUUCUACCACAUCAGGAGGCUCAAGCUCUACCACAUCAGGAGGCUCAAGCUCUACCACACCAGGAGGCUCAAGCUCUACCACAUCAGGAAGCUCAAGCACCACCACUGACGGCAAAAGCAGUACGUCAUCAAAAGAGAGCACUACACGAAAAUCAGGUGCCAGCACCAUACAAUCUGUUUUUCAAUUAUCACAUCUUCUUCUCUUAUCUUUUGCACUAACAUUUUUAUGCUUGUAA